Molecule: messenger RNA, 1047 nt
Organism: Prunus dulcis (almond)
Lineage: Eukaryota; Viridiplantae; Streptophyta; Magnoliopsida; Rosales; Rosaceae
Product: NAC domain-containing protein 2-like
Exons: 3
Coding region: 1-1047 (348 amino acids)
Biological process (GO): regulation of DNA-templated transcription
Molecular function (GO): DNA binding
Source: RefSeq, a predicted model, not a curated record
AUGGAGAAAGAGUCAACGUUUCCUUCUUCAGCUUUGCAAUUAUUACCUCCUGGUUUCAAAUUCCAUCCCUCUGAUGAAGAACUCAUUGUUCAUUACUUGCGAAACAAAGUGAUUUCGCAUCCGCUUCCAGCGCAGUUGAUCACUGAAAUCAAUCUCUAUAAGUAUAAUCCGUGGGAGCUACCCAACAAUGCUUUGUUUGGAGAAGAUGAAUGGUAUUUCUUCAGCCCGAGGGACCGGAAGUAUCCAAAUGGGGUGAGGCCAAAUAGAGCAGCAGCUUCAGGCUAUUGGAAGGCUGCUAGCAGUGACAAGCCAAUUCUCACCUCUCGUGGAUCGAAGCGCAUCGGGGUGAAGAAGGCUUUAGUCUUUUACACUGGUCGUGCUCCAAAAGGAUUUAAAACUGAAUGGAUCAUGAACGAGUAUAGACUGCUUGACGAUACCGUUAAACCAUCAAGGUUAAAAGGGUCUAUGAGAUUGGAUGAUUGGGUACUAUGUCGAGUUCAACACAGAGGAAACAGAUCAAAGAACACAUGCAACAGUCAAGACAGCUAUAGCACAGAAUUUUGGAGGUACCCACCAAAAGUUGAGCAGACACAGCCUACAUAUGCAGAACUUCAUGCUGAUAUUAUCACCGAUUUUCCAUAUAAAGACUGCCAACUAUUAGCUUCCACACUUUCCGGUCAAGCUCCAUCUCCAACAGAAACCAAUUCAAGCGUGAGAUUUCAAGGGAGCAAAGAUAGCUAUGAAGUUCGUUCAAAUAAUAUGGUAAAAUCAACAAUAUCAAUUUCUUCUUCGGGCAUUGAUUCCAACACACUAAAAAUGAAAACUACAGAAGAAAAUAUGAAAGAAAAUCACUUUCCACUCAUCAACAAUCGAGAAAGCAAGAAAAUAGAUGAGAAUCUUCUGCCCAGCAUGAGACCGGCAGGCAACGCUAUCAACUGCUACAUCCCAAACCACUCCCAGUAUGACCUACUCAAUGCUCGUCCAACCGAUCCCACCAACUUUGAGGAGUUUAAUGAAAUGACCUUCCCAGGUACAUACUUCGAGUAA